UGUCGCAGCUCGCUCUUCGCUCUCGGUGUGGACUGGAAAGGAUGCGUUUCGUGGGGAAAUACCGAACUCGAGAGGAUGGUGCAGGAACGUGACGCGCUUUAGAGAGAGGGAGAGAGGGAAGAGAGGGAGAGAGAGAGAGAGAGAGAGAGAGAAGAAACAAGGCAGUGGCGAUGGUGCGCGCUGGAGCCAUGAACACCAAGAACUCGGUGCCAAGCGCUGCGACGUGCUUUGGCUUGGUUCUAACAGCCACUUUUCUCCUCGUGUGGAUGUGUACAGUCAAAGCCGCAGGACUGGACAGCAUGCUGUCGAUGUCUGUCUGUGCGCUCGGACAGUUUCCAUGUGGAAAUCUGAGCAUCUGUCUGCCUCAGGUACUGCACUGUAAUGGCUUGGAGGACUGCCCAAACGGAGCUGAUGAGGAGCACUGCGGCGAUAACAGUGGUUGGGCUGACUUUUUUGACAGGACUAUUAAGAGAUCCUUCCCAGCAGAGCAGUCGACAGACUGCUUUCUGCAGUUAUACCCAGACGGCUGCCAGUGCACUGAGAUGGAGCUCCAAUGUGUGCGCAUCGGUUUGAGUUCCAUCCCACAUGUGUCAGCUAAUGUUACGUCCCUGUCUCUUAAGAGCAACAAGAUUCGAGUAUUACCUGAAGAUGCCUUCAUGAAGUACACAGAGCUUCAAAGGUUGUUUCUUCAGGAUAACUGCAUAAGCUCUGUGUCUAGCCAGGCUUUUAGUGGACUAUUCAAACUGCAGAAACUAUCUCUGAGCCAGAACUGCAUCUCUGUGUUAAAACCUGGAGUCUUCGCUGACCUCCACCAACUCAACUGGCUAAUUCUAGACGACAAUCCUCUGAAAAGCAUCACUGUGAACACCUUCACCGGCCUGAAGUCUCUCUUCUUCCUGUCCAUGGUGAACACCUCACUGGAGCUGUUACCUUCAUCCAGGCUCUGCACUCACAUGCCCUCUCUCAACUGGCUGGACUUUGAAGGGAACCAGCUUCAGAAGCUGAACUACUCUACCCUGCUCUCCUGUGAUGAGCUCACUGUGCUAUCACUGCGGGCUAAUCGGAUUAAGGUUCUUCCCGAGAACACUUUCCAAGCGCUGCGUGUGCUGGGAGAGCUGGACCUCUCCAGGAAUCAGAUAAAGGACUUACCCGUCAACAUAUUCAGGGGUCUGCAGUCUCUGCAGAUACUGAAUCUGUCCCAGAACCCACUAAACAACAUCCAUCUGAGCCAGUUUGAUUCCCUCACUCAACUCCAGUCACUGGGCCUGGAGGGUGUGGAAAUCCCAGACAUCCAAACUCGCAUGUUCCAGCCUAUGAAGAACCUCUCCUACAUAUACUUCAAGAAGUUCCAGUACUGCUCAUAUGCGCCACAUGUGCGGAAGUGCAAGCCCAACUCCGAUGGCCUCUCUUCCUUCGAGGACCUGCUGGCGAGUGUGAUCCUGCGCGUGUCCGUGUGGGUGAUGGCCUUCAUCACCUGCUUCGGGAACCUCUUUGUCAUCGGCAUGCGAACCCUCAUCCGUGCCGAAAACAAGCUGCACGCCAUCUGUAUCAAGGUUUUGUGCUGUGCGGACUGUCUGAUGGGGGUUUACCUGUUCUUCGUUGGAGUCUUCGACGUGAAAUUUCGCGGAGAAUACAACAAGAACGCCCACGUGUGGAUGGAAAGCACGGAGUGCCGCACCAUCGGCUUUCUUGCCAUGCUGUCCUCUGAAGUGUCCGUCAUGCUGCUCACCUACCUGACCUUAGAGAAGUUCCUGGUCAUCGUGUUCCCCCUGAGUCACCUGCGGCCAGGCAGGAGUCAGACUUUCGCUGUGCUGGCUGUGAUUUGGCUGCUGGGCCUGUCCAUCGCCGCCGUGCCGCUGCUCAGCGAGGAGCUUUUUGGAAACUAUUACGGCCGCAACGGGGUCUGCUUCCCCCUGCACUCAGACCGCAUAGAGAAACCCACCGCCAAAGGGUACUCCACAGGCAUAUUUCUGGGACUCAAUCUGGUGGCCUUCCUCAUCAUCGUCAUCUCCUACUCCAGCAUGUUCUACUCCAUCUAUAAAACAGGCAUCAACGCCACAGAGCUGCGCAGCCGGCUGCACAAAGACGUGGCUGUGGCCAACCGCUUCUUCUUCAUCGUGUUCUCUGACGCCCUCUGCUGGAUCCCCAUAUUCCUGGUCAAAAUUCUCUCCCUGCUGGAGGUGGAGAUCCCCGGAACCAUCACAUCAUGGGUGGUGAUCUUCAUCCUGCCCAUCAACAGUGCCUUAAACCCCAUCCUGUACACGCUGACCACCAGCUUCUUCCGAGAGCAGGUGGAAGUGCUUCUGUGCCAAUGGCAGAGACACACGUCCCUCAAAAAGGAACGCAAGAGCUUGACCACUUCGGUCAUGGAUAUGGACCACUCGCGGCGUCAGUACUGCCCACAAGGCUUCCUGCCACGGACAUCCAUUUUAAACAUAGAUGGCAGUUUCAGAUGAACCUUAGGAGGAGAGUGUUCCGCAAAGACCUCAUGUGACCUUACAAACUGAUCAUUUUGGAAAGGAGGCUUGGUCCCACCGAUGUUGCUGGGUGACAAGCUGACGCUGUUCUUCAUCACAAGGAAAGAGUUGGUGGAACUUCUGUUGAACUGGAGAUGAAGAGGCGGUCCUUCCAGUGAUCUACAACCUUAACAGGCAUGAUAUUCAUGAACUGAAAGACAUUUCAUAUUCUGAAAUACAUUUUCAGGUAGAGCUUCAGAAACCAUGGCGUUUUUUUUCCAAACAGUGAAGCAGAAAUGUCUAAAAUGGAAUAAACUCUGUGGAAGAUGUGCUGCUAAGCUGUUUUGCUGCUAAAUAUCUCAGGUGAGUUUAGCAAAAGCAUUGUAGUUCUGAAAUAAUUGUACAAUGCUGCUUUUAUUUAAACUCUAAGACUAAGGAAACUCUAAGACUAAGGAAAAAUAAACCCAUUUUAAAAACUUUGUGGCACGAUUAUUGGCACCCUGAGCAAUCUGAGACCCCUCCUCAACACAGAAUCCCAAUAUUCUCCAAAGUUCUAGACCUUUUCUUUUGAACCCUCCUCUUUGGCUUUCCCCACAGGUUUACAAUGGGGUUUUGGUCAGGGAACUAAAACGAGAAGCUUGAUUCUGUGGUCAUUUUUGUGGAUUUGGAUGUAUGUUUUGGAUCAUUGUCCUGCUGGAAGAUUCAACCAUGACACAGGUUUAGCUUUUUAGCAGAGGCAGACAAAUUCCCUUCAUUGCUUUCCAUGAUGCCAUAUAUCCUACCAAGAUUCUCAGAGCCUUUGAAGGAAACCCCCAAGUCAUCACAGGCCCUCAACUAUACUUAAUGGUGUGCAUGAUAGUAUUUUCUAUAUUUAAUCCAUGUUUAUAUGCCAAGCCCACCUUGAGUGUUUGUUGCCAGAAAGCUCUUAUUUGACCUUAGUACCCAGUUGUAGUCAAAGUUUCAGUAGCAUCUUCUGGAAUAUUUGCAAAUACUUAAUGGCAUGGAGAUGACAUCUAAUUGUAGUUUUGGAGGCUUACUGACCUCAAAAUACUGCCAUCUUCUAUAAUCAUUGAAGAUUUUUUGGUCACUCUAACUCUAAGGUAAAAUGUGUCUUCUUCCAGGCAGGUUCACUACAGCUCUGGUUGUUUUAAACUUCUUCAUUAUCACUCUAACAGUGUUUGAAGGGAAUUUGGCCUCUGUGUCACCUCAUAUAUAUACCCCAGUGUAAUAGGAA
Colossoma macropomum (tambaqui) is the source of this 3690-nucleotide messenger RNA. It is a transcript of the gene rxfp2b, whose product is annotated as relaxin family peptide receptor 2b. The record is from RefSeq and is a predicted model, not a curated record. Gene Ontology annotation, biological process: G protein-coupled receptor signaling pathway. Gene Ontology annotation, molecular function: protein binding; G protein-coupled receptor activity. Gene Ontology annotation, cellular component: membrane. Lineage: Eukaryota; Metazoa; Chordata; Actinopteri; Characiformes; Serrasalmidae.